CAUUCGUUACCACCACUAUCUCUCUCCCUCACUAUAAAUACCCCUCCCCUUUGAUUCCACAACACUCCUUCAUCUCCAACCUCUCUGCGAUUAACAUCUCUAGAUCGGAAUCUCGUUUACCAACCAUGGCCGCAGCCGCGAUCGAGAAGCUCCCUCAGCUCAAAUCCGCUACCGAUGGACUUAACGAGAUGAGUGAUAACGAGAGGAGCGGAUUCAUCAACCUCGUCUCUCGCUACCUGAGCGGUGAGGCUCAGCACAUUGAGUGGAGCAAGAUCCAGACUCCUACUGAUGAGAUUGUUGUUCCUUACGAUAAAAUGGCUAACGUCUCUGAAGAUGCUUCCGAGACUAAGUAUCUGUUGGACAAGCUUGUUGUGCUAAAGCUUAAUGGAGGUUUGGGAACGACGAUGGGAUGCACUGGUCCAAAAUCGGUUAUCGAAGUUCGUGAUGGUUUGACAUUUCUUGACCUGAUUGUUAUCCAGAUCGAGAAUCUCAACAACAAGUAUGGAUGCAAGGUUCCCUUGGUUCUCAUGAACUCAUUCAAUACCCAUGAUGACACACAAAAGAUUGUGGAGAAGUACACCAACUCAAAUGUCGAUAUUCACACUUUUAAUCAGAGCAAGUAUCCUCGUGUUGUUGCUGACGAGUUUGUGCCAUGGCCUAGCAAAGGAAAGACUGACAAGGAUGGCUGGUAUCCUCCCGGUCACGGUGAUGUAUUCCCAUCCCUCAUGAACAGUGGCAAGCUUGAUGCUUUCAUAUCACAGGGUAAGGAGUAUGUGUUCGUUGCCAACUCAGACAACUUGGGCGCUGUCGUCGACUUAAAAAUCUUGAAGCACCUGAUCCAAAACAAAAAUGAGUACUGUAUGGAGGUGACACCAAAAACCCUAGCUGAUGUAAAGGGAGGAACUCUCAUCUCCUACGAAGGAAAAGUACAGCUACUGGAGAUUGCUCAGGUACCUGAUGAGCAUGUAAAUGAAUUCAAAUCAAUUGAGAAAUUCAAGAUUUUCAACACGAACAACCUUUGGGUUAACUUGAAAGCCAUCAAAAAGCUUGUGGAAGCUGAUGCGCUUAAGAUGGAGAUCAUCCCUAACCCGAAGGAAGUCGAUGGAGUCAAAGUUCUUCAACUGGAAACUGCAGCUGGUGCUGCGAUAAGGUUUUUUGAAAAUGCAAUCGGUGUCAAUGUACCGCGGUCACGGUUCUUACCAGUGAAGGCAACUUCAGACUUGCUUCUUGUUCAGUCUGAUCUGUACACUCUCGUGGAUGGCUUUGUCACACGAAACAAAGCUAGAACAAACCCCACAAACCCAGCGAUCGAAUUGGGACCCGAAUUCAAAAAGGUGGCGAGCUUCCUUAGCCGGUUCAAGUCCAUCCCGAGUAUAGUUGAGCUGGAUAGCCUUAAGGUCUCUGGUGAUGUCUGGUUUGGCUCAGGCGUUGUUCUCAAGGGCAAAGUGUCGGUGAAGGCAAACUCCGGGACAAAACUUGAAAUUCCCGAUAAUGCGGUGGUCAAGGAUAAGGACAUCAACGGUCCAGAGGAUCUGUGAAGAAAAGUUUAAAGAUCCCUGAUGCAGUCUUCUUCUGUCUUCCUCUUCUUAUUAUACGUGAAAGCACUUUUGAUUGAACUUUUUUCAAGGUAAAAGAUUCCCAAGAAUAACACAGUGAUGUUUUCUUUAUCUUCUUUUUACGGAACUAUUUUCUUCUCUUUCCCUACUUGAGUUUUUUUUUCUUUCAUUUUUUAUGGUUGGGAUACUCUUCUAAAUAUUAUCAAUGGAGAUGUUAGUGAAAACAUCAGUUAAAAAUAA
Raphanus sativus (radish) is the source of this 1796-nucleotide messenger RNA. RefSeq names its product UTP--glucose-1-phosphate uridylyltransferase 1. Gene Ontology annotation, cellular component: cytoplasm. The record is from RefSeq and is a predicted model, not a curated record. The transcript is spliced from 19 exons. Lineage: Eukaryota; Viridiplantae; Streptophyta; Magnoliopsida; Brassicales; Brassicaceae. Gene Ontology annotation, molecular function: UTP:glucose-1-phosphate uridylyltransferase activity. The coding region runs from base 126 to 1538 and encodes 470 amino acids. Gene Ontology annotation, biological process: UDP-alpha-D-glucose metabolic process; glycogen metabolic process.